ACUACUAAUAAGGACACAGAUUCCUGUAAGAGCAGGUGUUUGCCUAGAGACACAUUGAAGCUUCGUCUGAUUCUUAUUCUCAGAGCUCAAUCUCAGCCCACAGAGAGAUACAGUUAGUCUUUACAUUCGGAAGAGACACACCGAAAAUGGCUAGCUCUCAAUGGCUGUCCAUCGCCACUCUCUCUGUCAUGCUGUGUGGUGGGGUCCACACAUUCAUGCCAUUCAAAUUCUACCAAAGCCAAAUCUCUCACGUUGAUAUCACUGAGAUGGCCAUCCUGCGUAAGACGGCAGAGGUUUGCCGUGACCUGGCGCAGAAGGAGGGGAGACCCUUUAGCCUGACGAUUGACAGCAGAUUGUCGGCAUAUGCAGUUCAGGCAGCCUGUUCCUCAGGCAGUGACCCCUCCCUGCGGUCAAGCAAUAAGUUUGAAGAUGCUAUCGUGGAGAUCUAUAAGAGCAACUGGAGGGUGGAUAUCGGUUCACAUUUGAAAGACCCUGAGUAUCACUUUGACGACGAAACAUUUGUAGAAGGUCGGAAUCUUAUCACCCAGGGCAGGACUAUUGUUAAAAAAAGUGUGACACUGGAGAGCUUUUCAUCAGCAAGAGAAACACUGGGGAAAAUAUGUCACACCUUGCAGGAUUUCUACAGUCACAGUAACUGGAUAGAACUGAAAAAUCAAGCCCCAUUUAGCACCCUGAUCAAGCCGGACGUCCCCUUCACAAACCUUGCUGAUAAGAACACGCCGACAUGCACAGACUGUAUAGAUGACGACUGCAAGAACAACAUCCUCCCAGAGAUUCUGCGUGCAAAGAAGUUAACUUCUGGGUACUUUGGUGUGUUUUUUUUUAGCGGCAAAAAACCAACAGGAAAAUGCAGUCAUGGUGGGUUUCUUGACCGAACCAGCAGACAGAAGCCCGUAGGUGGGAUCAACAAAGAUACUACAGGUUCAGAGCAUGGCAAUCUUCAUGUGGAUGCUGCCAACAUGGCAAUAAACGCCACCAUGGAGCUUCUGGAAGACAUCCGUGGAGCCGUUGGAGAUAUCAACUUCCUACAGCUGAUGGGCAUCACACACUCCUCAGUGCUGGCUUUCGUGAUUGACACCACAGGCAGCAUGUUCGAUGACAUUGAAGAGGCCAAGCGUGUGGCGUUUUCCAUCAUUGACAGCAAGCAGGCAUCAGCCUUCAUCCUAGUGCCCUUCAAUGACCCUGGUGUGUGGUGCCUUCCUGUCCAGCAUAUAAACUGCAGUCUGGUUUUACCACUAAGACUCCAAAAUAUGGACUGCAAACAAUUUUUAAUUCAAACCAUUCUAAAUUUAAUAGAUAUUGACCUUGUCUACUAUGUAUUUUGUAUAGGCUUUAUGAUUUCUCAGUUUAUCUCACAGUUGUUUGCUCCCCUUCUUCUCCCUCCACUCAACUGCUCACCCCUGUCCACCUCUGUCCAGCUGGCCCUUACAGGUGCUCCUCCCUUCUCAGAGAUUUUUGUCUUCACGGAUGCUUCCGCCAAAGAUAUCUACCUGAAAAGCACAGUGCUGUCACUGAUAGAAAGCACAAAGUCAGUGGUAACCUUCAUAUUAACAAAAGUCUUUGGUGGCCGACGUCGAAGAAGCAGUGACAGUAACAAUCAAGGGCAACAGCAGCAAUUUUCUAGUCGAAUAUCGUCAUCUGCCAGCCUGGAAUACCAGCAGCUGGCACAGGCAUCGGGGGGGCUGGCUAUACAGACUAGCACGGCCAACUUGCCCCAGGCCACCAGCAUUAUUCUGGACUCCACCACCUCUGCUCUGGUGACCCUUUUCCAGGCUGUGAGGAACCCAGGGAAGGAUGAAGACUUCAUCUUCAUGGUGGAUCCAUCCAUCAGAAACCUGACAGCUUACAUCACAGGCAACAGCGUCACAUACAGUCUCCAGAAUCCUUUAGGUGUCCAGCAGAGCAGUGCAGAACCAAAUGGCUCCUUGGGGUCCAUACAGGCAGUGGGGAACCUCAACAGGAUUCAGCUCAACCAGCAGGAGGGAUUAUGGAAAAUCCACAUCAGUUCCACACAGCCCUAUCAACUGAAAGUCACAGGUCAAAGCACAAUUGACUUCAUAUUCACAUUUUUUAAUAUACUAAUGGAUCCCCUAAAAGGAAUGGAAUUAAAUGAAGGUCGUCCCCAAGUAGGCACAAACACCACCUUGUUCCUCACAGUAACCAGUAACACUCCAGUAAAUGUCACAGAAGUGUCACUGGUGGAGGCAUCAGGGGCUGGCCAGACGAACGGCACCUUACAGGACCUGGGCCGUGGGAACUAUCUAAUAACAUUGGACAAGAUGCCAGAGGGCAUCUUUAACGUGCGAGUGACAGGAAUGUCAGCCAGCUCCUCACGGUCUUCCAGCACGGUCUUCCAGCGGCAGUCAAACACUGAAAUCAAGGCCUCGAGUCUGAUUGUCUCUGUCCAGGGCAUAUCGAACCUGGAACCCGGGGUGCCCAUCACCAUUCCUUUCACUGUAAGAUCCUCUGGGUCAGACCCAUUACACCAGAUCAGUGUCCGUGAUGAUAAAAGCUUUGUUCAGGGAUUCACAACAAUGCUGUCCCUGGUGAAUGGCAGUGCCCAGGGCUCAGUGAAUCUCACCGCUCCAAAGGACACACUGUCUGGCACUGAUGUCACUGUGACCAUCACGGUCGAGUCCUCCGAUCGCAGUGAUUCCAACUAUGCAGUAGUACGACUCUCAGUCGUCGCUAAGGUUACAGACAUCAGCCCUCCAGUGUGCCAGGGCAACACGACGGGUAACUGUUCGGGGACCUGCAGCCUGUCCAGCUGGGAACUCUCUGCUAAUAUCACCGACGACAACGGCACUGGUGUCACUAGUGUGUCUGCCCGCGGGGGCAACGGCACCCUCAACAGCACCAUCUCUGUGGGGGAGGGGGGCAUCAAUGUCACACAGGUGUUCUAUAGUGCCUCUUGCUGCGCCCCUGAUCUAGAGCUUGUAGUGGUGGAUGCUGUGGGUAAUGUGGGCAGAUGCAUAUAUUCUGUCAGGGCUCCCAGCACGACGACUCCGCCCACUGUCCCUGUGACCCCCAGCAAAGGGGCCGCCUCUCUGGCACCACACCUCUCGGUGUGGGCGAGUCUGCUGAUCAUCCUGAAGGCUUUCAUAGCCAUGUGACAACAGCAAUCCAGAAAGAGAGACCUCAUUGGAAGAUGCAAUUCAUCCAAUGAGAGCACAGCCACCAUAAAUGACUCUUCUUCCUGCAGUGUCACUUGCUGACAUUGGUCCAUUACUGCUUUUUAGCUUAUGCAUAUCUUACUAUAUAUACAGCAUAUAUAUCUUUUAAAUAUCUGCCUACCUUUACAUAUUUACUCAAAUGAAAAGCUGAAAAAUGUCUAGAAUUAAUCUCUGUCUUGCGGUCAUUUGAAAUAGGUGUCCGUGUCAAUCUAGGGCAAGUUUUGUCUUUGUCUCAAGGCCAUUAAUCUAGAGAGGAUGAUGGGGAAGAGGAACACAGGCACAGAAUCCAUGAGGCUCUGACAGAGACAUGAGAGAUGUGGAAAGAAGGGGAUCCAUUGCGUGAUCGUGAACAGCUGCUCACAUCUGCAGGGCGAUGACUCACCAUGAGCAAGACAACAGACAGACAGAUCCCCAAUUACUGUCACUGAUAUAACCCCCCCAACAGAGAUAUAUCCGAGCCCAGGGUUCCCCAAUUAUUGUGACCAAAAUGCCCCCCUCCACAGAGAUAUACAGUAUACCUAUUUUAUGUAAUUGCAAUGGUGUUACUAAUUAAAAAGCUCCCAAUGAGGCUUGUCAAGGUAAUU
This is a messenger RNA of Paramormyrops kingsleyae, 3778 nucleotides long. The record is from RefSeq and is a predicted model, not a curated record. NCBI's taxonomy places the organism in Eukaryota, Metazoa, Chordata, Actinopteri, Osteoglossiformes, Mormyridae.